Molecule: messenger RNA, 1088 nt
Organism: Daldinia caldariorum
Lineage: Eukaryota; Fungi; Ascomycota; Sordariomycetes; Xylariales; Hypoxylaceae
Exons: 3
Coding region: 476-940 (154 amino acids)
Source: RefSeq, a predicted model, not a curated record
GCCAACUGCAGAUGUCGCUGUACUAUGUAAGGGGGGGAUUUUGAAAUGUCACUUCUCGAAGGAAGUUUGAAGGGCUGCCGAUGGGUUAUUGCCGCAUACUACCUAAACUUGAAAUAUAAGACUUGAAGUAUACCUGCCUAAGAAGUAUCAUGUCGCCUCAUCGGUAUCUCUUACUUACUUGUAUCUAAUGUAUUAUCUACCCCUCUCGCUUCAUCUCUCUUCAGCCCGAGAGCGGCCAAGACAUUGUUGGGAUGAGAUGGGAGGAGGAAACCCUGUUGGUGUCACAUAGUCAUACGGAAAGGCCUCGAGCUUUGCCGUGACGAGAUACCUAGAACUCUGGCGGAUCUUUGGUGUUUGCACCCAUACGCCAAGUUAAACAAGGGUUGCCAAGGUACGGUAGGAACCUGCAAAGAAAAUAAACAUACACUCCUUUACGUGGAAAGAAAUAACUAUAACGAUCGAAAUACAUCUCAAAAUGCAGUUCAAGACUCUCGCCGUUGCCCUCUUCGCCGCUGCGGCCGCCGCCGAGAGCGUACAAGAACUUAUCUCGCAGAUCCCGGCCUGCGCGAAGCCGUGCCUUGAUAGCGCCUCGACUAAGAUCGGCUGCUCGACGACCGACAGCAAGUGCCAGUGCAGCAAGAUUGACGACCUGACCCAGGAGUCCAUCACCUGCGUGUCGACAUCUUGCGAUUCCGAUGGCCUGACAAAAAUGACGAAACUUUCGGGGGAGAUCUGCGCAGCCGUUGCAGCCGAUGCUGGUGGCGCUGCCGCUUCUUCCCUCAUAUCGAGUGCCAGCGCCGCCGCGACUUCUGCGAUCGGCUCGGCCGUCUCUAGUUCGGUUACCGAUGCGGCUUCGUCCUCGACUGAGACUCCUGGAGCCGGCAAUCGGGCCGCUGCCGGUCUCGGUUUCGCUGUGGCCAUGGCUGCUUUAGCUUUAUAGAUGGGUUCCGUACAAUCUGGCGUGGUGAAUGAAUUUAUUUCUCGCAGCGUUUUGAAUAUUCUCGAAUUAGGUCUGCCUUUUAUUUAAAUCAAUUAAAAUUAUCCCGGAGGCUCAAGCUCAAUUGGUACUUGUUUGUAUUUGCCCUCGG